Messenger RNA from Diabrotica balteata, 1043 nucleotides. The record is from the annotation of a GenBank genome assembly. NCBI's taxonomy places the organism in Eukaryota, Metazoa, Arthropoda, Insecta, Coleoptera, Chrysomelidae.
CAUACACUUGAGAAACAUUUUUUGUUUAGUAUUACAGAUAAAUUCAAGCGUCUUUACUUACGUGAAAUACGAUGAAGCUAAUUAUCUGUUCAAUUAUUUUUAUAAUAUUAGUUGGACAGAGUUCAGCAUUUUUACCAUUUGUAAUAAAAUUAGGAUUGGAUGCAGUUCUUAGUGCCAUAUCUUCCACAAAAAUUUUAAUUCCAUCCGCUAAUAUUUCCAUUCCAGAGAAUUUGCAGGAUAUUAUAAUUGGUGACUUAAAUUUAAUCCAAUUCAAUGUAUAUGGAUUAGACACUUUCAAAUACAAAGAUGAGGUAACCGAAUUGAAAACGGAUAGAAAGUCAUUUACAAGGAACAGAAUUUCUGUUAAUACAACUCUCGAUAAAGUUGGAUUCGAAACUGAGUAUGUUUUGGAUAUGAGUUUACUAGAUGCUGUUCCACUGUACGGGAACGGAACAUUUAGGUUAGAAAUCACAAAAGUAGGAUUGGAUCUUAAUCUAAAUCUAUACGAUAAAUUUGCAAGCAAUAUAAGUGUAGAGGAUUUCGAUUUUAGAUUUUCCCUACGUGACUCCUCAAACUCAGAACUAACCGGCUUUUGGAACAAUGUACAAGUUAGCGCCUUAAUCACUAAUGUUAUAAAUAUUGUUGAGCCGUUUGUUUGUAUGUGGUACGACUAUGAACGAGAAUGCCUAGAUUGCGUUAUCAGCAAACUUGCCCAGUUUGUAAUAAAUACUUUAGUGCUCAAAGCUAAUACUGACGAAGACUUCAUUAAAUGCGAAUGUUUAGGGGAUUUAUUAUUUUUAACAAAGAUUCACAUGCCUUCCCUAGUUGAAUCUUGGGAAACAGGAGACUACAGUUACAUAAAACAUCAAUUAAUACGAAAUCCCGAUGUAAAGAAAGUUUAUAAUAAAAUGUAUAACAUCGUUUCCAAAAUAGUGGUGGAGAAGUUGAGGAAAUGUAAUUUACAACGUAAUGUAUUUCAAUAUCAUAAUUUGAAUAAAACCAAUUGAUGUGUAUACUAUGUUUUAUUUAUAAAGUUUUUAACC